Molecule: messenger RNA, 1725 nt
Organism: Amoebophrya sp. A120
Lineage: Eukaryota; Dinophyceae; Syndiniales; Amoebophryaceae
Source: the annotation of a GenBank genome assembly
CACGACGCAGGCAGACUGGUUGAGCGCGCGGAAUACUAUGAGUGAUGUGAAUAGGUUAGUAGAUUCUUGUAUUGGUGCAGCAUCAUGGGUAAGUAAGUACUUCUUACAACUGUCCAGAGUCAAUCGCUUGGUUCUUCUCUUACGUUGAGCUUGAGUGUUUUGAUUUGGUACAAGUAGGUACUUACGUAGUAGUUUUACCGCCACCCUUUUGGUGGUGUGGAACUUCUGCAGCUCUUCGCAGAGGUUUUCAUAGGGUAAAAGGUAGUGGUCCGGCUAUCAAACAAACCGCCCCCUCCGCGCGGAGGGGCCUGUUUCUUUCUGGGCCGCCAGCGGCGGAAGAAGAAACCGAAAAUAAGAAAUCGACCCCUCCGCGCGGAGGGGUCGACUUCUUAUUUUCGGAACGGCGCGCGCCGAAGAAUUUUUUUGUUGUUGCAUCCAGCACUGGCCUCGGAAACAAGUCGUGGGCCACGCCUCCGCGCGGAGGCGAGGAUUUCUUGUUUUCCCAGUGCGGAGCAAGAGCAACGACAACGGCGGGCCAUUCCUGAGGAGGUGGGCGCCGCGGUUGUCUGGUUCCUUCCUUAUGGGGCAUAGUGCGCGCGCAUUGGCGCCGUGUGGCUGCGCUCCUUAAGGCGCAUGUAGCGUGGUGCGUGCGUUGUUACGGGCCUUUUGUCCGAGGGUAGCGCCUGUCGUGCAGGCGCCGCUGCAUGGGAUUCCGCUCCUGAUCUCGGUGGCGACUCGCGAGGGGCUAAGGGUAUGAGCAUGCAUGGGACACCGGCGCCACGACAAAGCCAACCAACGGGCCGGGUCUUUGUUUGAGGCGCGCCACGUUUCGCCCUACCUUUUUUCGUUGUGUUGUUUCUGGAAAAUCAAAACUCAUAGUCAUGCGGCAACUUUUUGCGCCCGGCGGUGUAGGGGCCGACCUUCGUUGGAGUGAACUCUGCAGUAGUGGCGCCCGGCUUUCUUACAAACUGCCGGACGCCUUGUGCGAUCGAUCGGCGACGCACGACUCUCCCCUGCCCUCGCCAAGGCAGCCGCAGUUUCUCUGGCGCCGGGCAAUCUGCUUAAAUUAUUGAAGUAUCUGCUUCUACUACCUGAUACACAGUAGGUACUUACGUAGUAGUUUUACCGCCACCCUUUUGGUGGUGUGGAAAUUGUGCAGCUCUUCGCAGAGGUUUUCAUACAGAUGAGCAAACAGUACAUAGUCUUUUACUUCUACCUCGCAGCGCCGCGAGCACAGGCGUGAUCUAUUUGUGUUUGGUACUAACUUCUUCAUCCGGUUCGGGGUUGUUGUACUUAAGCGCCUAUAGGUAGAAGUACUUCCUUCCAUACUCUCACCAAUUUUUUUUCUCACCACAAAAACCAAUGACCAUGUACUGUAGUUGUGCCAUGGUCUUGUUUCUAGACAAAUCACCACAAAAAUCAAUGAAUGCAGACGAGUGUUGAGUCCUCCCUCUCAUUUCCAAGAAGAGCGGUCGACAGAAUAACGACAGGAAUGGCGGGCUACUUAUCGCUUUCAUCACAAGGAACUCCGAGUCCGACGAGCGCGUUGCAAGCAAGAGAAAGGGCAGAAAUUUUCUGCAUCGACUUCAUUUUGAGAUUACAGCGAAGCACAGAGACAGAACUUCAUGAGACAGCUGAGCAUCCGGCCACUGUUGUUCUAGGCUCAACAAAACGGUAGCUACUGCGUAUAAGUAAAAACUUAUCUACUUCCCCUGUAGUUGGCAG